This is a messenger RNA of Neofelis nebulosa (Clouded leopard), 474 nucleotides long. RefSeq names its product amelogenin, X isoform-like. The annotation marks the transcript as partial. The record is from RefSeq and is a predicted model, not a curated record. Lineage: Eukaryota; Metazoa; Chordata; Mammalia; Carnivora; Felidae. The transcript has a single exon. Gene Ontology annotation, biological process: multicellular organism development.
UUUGUUUCUCACCAGUACCCUUCCUAUGGUUAUGAACCCAUGGGUGGAUGGCUGCACCACCAAAUCAUUCCCGUGCUGUCCCAGCAGAAUUCCCCAAAUCAAGCCCUGCAGCCUCAUCACCACAUUCCCAUGGUGCCAGGUCAGCAGCCUGUGGUCCCCCAGCAACCAAUGAUGUCAGUUCCUGGCCAACACUCCAUGACUCCAACCCAACACCACCAGGCAAACCUCCCUCUGCCUGCCCAGCAGCCCUUCCAGACACAGCCCAUCCAGCCACAGCCUCACCAGCCCAUCCAGCCACAGCCACCCAUACACCCCAUCCAGCCCCUGCUGCCACAGCCACCUCUGCCUCCGAUGUUCCCCAUACAGCCCCUGCCCCCCAUGCUUCCUGAUCUACCUCUGGAAGCUUGGCCAGCAACAGACAAGACCAAGCGGGAGGAAGUGGUGAGUAUCCCUUGUAGCCACCACAACAUCUGA